AUGGUGCCCACCAGCACAUCUGAAGUCCCAACAGGUUUCUGCCUCUCCAGCAGCUGCUAUAAGAUCAGUAAAGCUUCCAACAGUGCUACGCUGGGACAGAACAUCUGGAAGUUCACGACCUGGAGCCACUAUGAGGAGGGCCCAUGGAAGCAUAUUCCAUUUUCAGCGGAAAACAAGUGGAGGUUACUAACUAUGAUGACUUUGCUCUUUGGGUCUGGAUUUGCUGCACCUUUCUUUACAGUAAGACACCAACUGCUUAAGAAGUAA
Cervus elaphus (red deer) is the source of this 267-nucleotide messenger RNA. Its product is annotated as cytochrome c oxidase subunit 7C, mitochondrial-like. NCBI's taxonomy places the organism in Eukaryota, Metazoa, Chordata, Mammalia, Artiodactyla, Cervidae. The transcript has 2 exons. Gene Ontology annotation, biological process: mitochondrial electron transport, cytochrome c to oxygen. The record is from RefSeq and is a predicted model, not a curated record. The coding region runs from base 1 to 267 and encodes 88 amino acids.